Messenger RNA from Girardinichthys multiradiatus, 4635 nucleotides. Its product is annotated as guanine nucleotide-binding protein G(I)/G(S)/G(O) subunit gamma-4. Gene Ontology annotation, cellular component: heterotrimeric G-protein complex. NCBI's taxonomy places the organism in Eukaryota, Metazoa, Chordata, Actinopteri, Cyprinodontiformes, Goodeidae. The record is from RefSeq and is a predicted model, not a curated record. Gene Ontology annotation, molecular function: G-protein beta-subunit binding. The transcript has 3 exons. Bases 366 to 593 code for a protein of 75 amino acids. Gene Ontology annotation, biological process: G protein-coupled receptor signaling pathway.
AUGAAACGGGGAAGCCUGCAGAUCUCUGACGCCUUCUCAAGCGGUCAAUCAAGCAGGGGGGGAAACAAACCCGUCAACUUCUAAUUAGAGUAACAGGCGGUGCUAGUUUGUCCACUGGAAACGCACCGUUGAAGCUGCAGCUCCUGCAUGGUCCCCGGAUCGCCUACCCCACACUCACAGCCUUUGCAUCACAGAUCUCUCCGUCACACCGAGGUUUCCCCCCUCUGCUGCAUGCGUAACAUCUCUCCAGGUCCAGCCGUGGAGCGCACCGACACCUGACCGCUCGGAUCGCGUCGGAACCCGCUGAGGCAAGACUAGGGCAAACGCACGGAUUUUCCUCCUUCAGAUCAGAAGCGAGGCACACCAUGAAGGACAGCAUUGUCAACAACAGCACAGCCAGCAUCUCCCAAGCCAGGAAAGCAGUGGAGCAGCUGAAGAUGGAGGCCUGCAUGGACAGGAUAAAGGUGUCCAAAGCAGCUGCAGACCUGAUGGCGUACUGUGACGCCCAUACACGCGAGGACCCCCUCAUCGUGCCCGUCCCCGCCUCCGAGAACCCCUUCCGGGAGAAGAAGUUCUUCUGCACCAUCCUCUGAUGUGUCCCCGCCAGAGCCGUUACGAUUGCAGGCAUGGCGUUGCCUGGCUUCUCUGUCUUCACCACACCUGAAGCUACUGGCCAUCAAAGGCGUUGAGUUGAGUUUUCCCUGGUGGACACUCUGUUGUUGCUCGUCAGCUCUGUCUUAGUGGCUGAGGGUUUUGGGGGAGUCAGCCACCGAACUGGCAACCCAGUGAGCGUUACCAUGUCUUAUUAAAUAGGUUUGUUAUUGCUUUGUUGUUAGAGAACAGCCUUGCUCAGUGCUUAAUGAGAUGAAAGAUGUUUAUCCUUUUUCUUUCUGAAUUUUCUUGUGCUAGAUCAUAACUUGCCUCAGGAAACAGAAAACUUGCCCAGUGUUAAAACUUUUAAAACAUGUUUCCCUUUUUACUGUAUUCAGUUUAAAUUUUCGUCUUUGUAACAUUUUGAACAUAACCAGUGGUGCUGUUUCAUUUUGUACCAACAUUGGCUCAAAUUCCUUAAAAUUUUCCAGUAGAGUCACUGAAAAUGUAAUUUAUUUUUUUGCGCUUCAGUGUAGAAAUGUUGACUCAAGUUGGACAAAUGCAACUUCAAACCUGACUUAGACUCACACUCUAAAGACUCGUGACUUGACUUGGACUCGUGGUCUGGGACUCAAGUCUAAAUUGGGAAUCUUGAUCCCAUGUAAUCAAGGGUGAAAGCAAGCUGAUCUGUAAACUGCAGACUGCACAUGAUACACUGCAUAUGCAUGUUUUCUUGUGAAAGCAGUCGCUUGAUUAAUUAGCAAUCGCAGACCAUCAGCUAUUAUUCAAGUUAGUUCGAUGUUCAUUAUAAUGACCACAUGGAUGUCUUUACAAAUGAACACUUUUCUAAAUAACUUUAGCUCAUUUAAGAGUAAAAUAGACUAAACUUACCUCCAACAUUCUCUCACUGUUAAGCUAGCUGUGCCACUACAAAACACUUUGUGCUUAUCAAAAUAAAAGCACUUCCUUUUUUCAUUCAGAAAUUCGACAUACUUUUUCAAAUCUACUUACUACACCAUGCCUCGCGCAUUGUGUUCUAAUGUAUAGCGUACAUGGGAGAAUAUUUUACAUUUUACAAGAUUGCUACAAGAUAAAAAAAGUUAAAGGUAAAUUUGGCCUAAGGACAAACAGUGCAGAAUUUCAGUUCCUUACUUACAGCUAUGCAAUGACUUAGAAAGAUUACACAGAAUGUGUUUGAUAAGAAAUUUCAGUCAUUAGGGACUUGAGGGCUGACUUGAUGCAGAUUCACGCUGUAAGGACUCAAAAACCUGAUUUUACCUUGCACACUUAAGACUUGAGACUUGACUUGGACUCACACUCUAAAGACUAGAAACCUGACUUGGACUCAUGCUGUGAAGACUUGAGACCUGAUUUAGAGUAAGACUUGACUUAAACUCACAACCUAAAGCCUUGAGAAAUGAUUUAAACUAGUGUCUAAAUAGUUUUGGCUUGGCUGAUGACUAGAGACUUUGCUUUUACUCGCUCUUCACACCAGUCAGGAUCUGCAAAAACACAGACAAUGAAAUCUGAGACUUGAUUUACAAUUACACUCUGAAGACUUAAGACAUUAUUUAAAUUUAGACCCUAAAGAUUUGAAACAUAACUUAGACAUGCACUCAAAAGACUAGAAAGAGUUGUGGUCUUUGACUUGAGUCUCUAAAAAUCUUUAACCCAUAAAAUCAGAAGAUAACUACACACAGCUGCUCUGACAGGCACUUAUAUCUCUAUUAUAAGCCGGUGACAUUCACUGACCAUGAGCUGUUAAUAUUUGAGAACAGUCAGAUCAUGUGUGCUGUAAUGUCACAACUGAACACUGUAUUACACAGCAUUGCAGUGUUAUAGGCUCACUAGAUGACAUGUACCUGAUGAAAAAAUGACUUCGGACUUGACUUCUGUAAUUCACCCAAGUCAGGAUCUGCUGUAAACACAAAGAAACGCUUUCCUUCUUCUUCAAGGUUAUGACGACAAACAAUGUAAGAGACACAAAUUAUUCAUUAAUCUGUCUUUUGCUUUGGUGUUGUUUGAUUUUCCUUUAAUUUACAGUAUUGCCUUUAAAUAAGAGACCUUAUGAGUUCACGUUGCUCCGAACUGAAGUAUUAUCUUUCAAUUAGCAGGAUGAGUUUUCUGGGCCUGUUUCCUGAGCCUGUUUCUUUUUUGCCUGUCAUAUAGAGUGAAUGGCACAGCCUUUGACAUUAAUGCCGGACCAGAGGCCUGCAUGUUUCUCCACUCUUCUUUUUGACAGCUUCCUCUCUUUCCGAGGCACUGUCGGUCUUUUAGAGUGUACAGUAAGUUACAGUGCCAAUUUCUGUGAGAGCAGCGUGAUUCUCACCCUGCAGGCCCUCCAGUCCUUCCUUUCCCUUUUGUUCAUUUCGGCAGAAAAAGCACACUGUCGAAACAUUUCCUUUACAUGGUAGUUGAAUAGCAUUUGCUAAUUUUUACAAUAACUUGUCAUGAUUGUUAUUAAUAUUGUUAUUAUCAGUAGUAAUAUUGAAUAUUUGUUGCACAGCACUGACAGCUACAUGACGUGUAGUGCUACUAUAAGCUUGUAUGAAGAAAAAAGUGUUUAUAAAUCAUUGCAAAUAUUGAUACUAUCUCUGUAUUUUUUAAGAACAACAGUAAGGGUUAUUUACACAAUAUGAUCCCUUUAGUGGUUCAGGCCUUUUUUGUCUCAUUUCUGUAAAAUAGAGAGAAAUUUCCUGCCUCCCGUUACUUGUCUUAUCACGAAAUAAUAAUUUCACUCCUGACGCAGGUUGUCAUCAGAACAAAUGUUUUUUUUGUUUUUUUUCUUCAAAACAAGAUGGUGCCAAAUCUACAACAAGAACUAAAACAAAAUUAUUAUUGAAUUAUGAUUUGUUUCAAUCUACAACAGGGAGGAGAGUUUUGAUGUUAAAUAUUGCAUUGUCAUUGACAGUGCCAGAUGCAAUUAUUGGCGCCCCUGGUAAAGAAAUGAAAAAACAAAAGCUUUAAAAUAAAUGAAUCUUUCACAGCGGAGGCAUAAUCUCAUACUCUAUGCUGCCUUCUCUUCAGUUCAUCCUGCAGGAUUUUUAUUGGAUUCAGGAUACAUGAUCAUAAAAGGAGGUGAACAAAUUCUGUGUUGAUUUGUCCAAAUGUUUUGGAUCAUUAUUCCAUGAAACACCCAAAUUAUGAACCAUUUUUUACAUUUCCUUGUAUAUUGAGGAGCCCAUGAUGCCAUGAACUCUCACAAGGUUUUUUAGGGGCCUUGAUAUGGAAACAGGCCCACAGCAUUACAGAACCUCAACUAUACUUAACAGUGGGUAUCAGGAACUUGUCUUAUUUUUCUAAACACAAACUUUAGGAAAAAACCUCAACUGUAGCCUCAUCUGACAAAACCACAUGGCUCCAGUUAAAUUCCCAGAAGCAUUUUGAAACUUCCGCAUGUUUACAUUUGUGAUGGUAGGACCAGAGGCCUCCUAAAAAAACAGCCGGAUUAUAGAUAGUCUGUACUGGUUCUUUUGAAGACUUGCUGGCCCUAAGAGGCCACUCUUUGCGACACAUUUGCCUCACUUAAGUAGCGUGUUUUCUUGUCUUUCCCAUUUUGAAGAGUGGCAAAGAGGAAACGCAGUUUCUUUUUGUCACAUCCUAUUUAUACCCAAGUGAAACAGACAUUCCUAGAAAAUCAGAUGUACUUGGAAAAGUAAAGUAUGAACAAAAAAGAUGAUUCAAUUACCUUUGUUGUCUGGAAAUUAUUCAGUGUAUAAGUAGUUGUUUUUUAAAAUGGGAUUUUUCCACCAUUGACACUUAUAUACUUAAAUCAAAGGGCUGUAUUUUUCUAAAAUUGUCGGUGUGAGAUUAUGCUGGCGCAAUAUGAGAUGAAUUUAUUUUAAGGCUCUUUACACAUCUUUACCAGCAGUGCCAAUAAAUAUGGCUGGCACUGUACUCUGCACAGAAUGAGCUCACUGGAGACUGGAUAUGUCAAUAAAGCGUGCCACUGUGUGAAUGGUAAUAUGGAGAAAAAAGCAUUUAAACAGAAGGCUUUGUAAACCCUUUGAAGAAUCAAAUGAAUUAAAGGAAAACGGUAACCCA